Gossypium raimondii (Peruvian cotton) is the source of this 1795-nucleotide messenger RNA. RefSeq names its product sugar transporter ERD6-like 6. Gene Ontology annotation, cellular component: membrane. The transcript has 18 exons. Gene Ontology annotation, molecular function: sugar transmembrane transporter activity. Bases 133 to 1596 code for a protein of 487 amino acids. The record is from RefSeq and is a predicted model, not a curated record. NCBI's taxonomy places the organism in Eukaryota, Viridiplantae, Streptophyta, Magnoliopsida, Malvales, Malvaceae. Gene Ontology annotation, biological process: carbohydrate transport; transmembrane transport.
ACUCAUCAUCCUCGUCAUCAUACUAAUCUUCAUUAUUUUCAUUUCUGCUCUAAAGCUUUUUAAGUUUUUUUUGUUCUCCUGGAAAUUUUGAUCCUUUUUCUUCUCCGUUGUUUAAUUUAGAGCGAAUUGGCGAUGAGUUUCCGGGACGAUAAUGAUGAAAGUCGGGAUCUCAAGAAGCCCUUCUUACAUACCGGAAGUUGGUAUCGGAUGAGUUCGAGGCAGUCCAGUAUUAUGAGUUCUUCUGCUCAAGUCCUUCGCGAUGGAUCUAUCUCCGUCGUUCUUUGUGUCCUCAUCGUUGCCUUGGGCCCUAUCCAAUUUGGCUUUACCUGUGGAUAUUCUUCUCCUACUCAAGCUGAAAUUAUCAGUGAUCUUAAGCUUUCGAUUUCAGAGUUUUCUAUUUUUGGUUCGUUGUCAAAUGUGGGCGCAAUGGUUGGGGCAAUAACCAGUGGUCAGAUUGCUGAAUAUAUUGGCCGAAAAGGGUCGUUGAUGAUUGCUGCGAUUCCAAACAUAAUAGGAUGGUUGGCCAUAUCAUUUGCCAAAGAUUCUUCGUUUUUAUUUAUGGGAAGGUUGUUAGAAGGGUUCGGUGUUGGUAUUAUUUCUUAUACGGUGCCUGUGUAUAUAGCUGAGAUAGCACCCCAAAACAUGAGAGGAAGCCUUGGAUCAGUGAACCAGCUAUCGGUUACUAUUGGAAUAAUGCUGGCGUACCUGUUGGGGCUCUUUACAAAUUGGAGAGUACUUGCAGUUUUGGGAGUAUUACCUUGUACAAUAUUGAUACCUGGCCUAUUCUUCAUACCAGAAUCUCCUAGAUGGCUGGCAAAAAUGGGAAUGAUGGAAGAUUUUGAAGCCUCUCUGCAAGUUUUGCGGGGCUUUGAUACAGAUAUUUCUGUUGAAGUUAAUGAAAUCAAGAGAGCUGUAGCAUCAUCAAGCAGGAGAACAACAAUUCGAUUUGCAGAUCUCAAGCGAAAAAGAUAUUGGUAUCCCUUGACGAUAGGGAUUGGGUUACUGGUGCUUCAGCAACUCAGUGGCAUCAACGGUGUUUUAUUCUAUUCCAGCAAUAUCUUCGCUAGUGCUGGGGUUGCGUCUAGUGAUGUUGCGACAUUUGGGGUUGGGGCCAUUCAGGUCAUUGCAACCGGGGUGACUACAUGGUUGGUGGACAAAACUGGCCGCAGGCUUCUUCUUAUGGUAUCCUCAGCUGGAAUGACACUGAGUCUGCUAAUUGUUGCAGUUGCCUUUUAUGUUGAGGGCAUCGUCGCUAAAGAUUCUGACUUAUAUGGCAUAAUGGGAAUACUGUCAUUGGUUGGUCUUGUGGCCUUUGUGAUUGCCUUCUCACUGGGAAUUGGAGCAAUUCCAUGGGUUAUAAUGUCUGAGAUACUUCCAGUAAAUAUUAAGGGCCUAGCUGGGAGUGUAGCAACAUUAGCAAAUUGGCUGACAUCAUGGGUGAUUACUAUGACGGCAAACUUGCUUCUGACCUGGAGUGGUGGAGGAACAUUUACUAUUUACGCAGUUGUGACGGCAUUCACGGUUGUUUUUGUGGCACUUUGGGUCCCUGAAACCAAAGGGAGAAGUCUGGAAGAGAUUCAAUCUUCCUUCAGAUAAAAAAAACGUUCUUCAGUGUAAUGCAUUUUAUCUUUACCGAUUUGAUUUUCAAAGUUGUUAAGAGUAUAUAUGCGCAGUUCAUGUCCAGCAAACCUGUACCAUGUAUUGUUUUCCUGUUGUUUGAUAACAUGUUUGCACUACUAUUUUACAAGGAAAAAAAAAGGGAAAAAAAAAAAGGAAUUUAUUCUUGAUUAUACAA